UGAAAGGUAACAAACCCACCCCAAAUCAACCGAGAUAACUCUGUUUAACCAACUCAAGCUGCAGUUUUUGCACAAAUAGUUGAUAAAGAAAAGUUUAAAAAUGUCUUAUCCCAGUGCUUCCGCCUCCCAAUCGACAGGAACAUCUGAUUUGGACUCAGAAUCUGUAGAAGUUUUGAGGGAGCGGCUGAGCACCAUGAAGCGGCUGAUGGCCGAGAGGACAUCUCAGCAACAGAACAACCCGGCAACAACGGAGGAGAUAUUCUCCACCAAGCGCCACCGAUCUGCGGGCAUUAUUGACGGCAACUUUCUAAGCAUCGCCUUUGGAGGAGCCCUGCUAGUGAUUAUCACGGUUUCAGUGUACGCUUUCUACAAUCUUUACCAUGCAAUACUCAAGAAGUUCCCAUCGCGCCACGAGGAACUGUAAACGAUGCCAAAUUUGUUGGGUUUAUAUCCAUUUGAAAUGUACGAGUUUCUGCAUUUAAUAAUAAAUUGUAGCAUGAAUUUUAACUAUA
Drosophila eugracilis is the source of this 512-nucleotide messenger RNA. RefSeq lists its product as uncharacterized. The transcript has 2 exons. Bases 101 to 424 code for a protein of 107 amino acids. Lineage: Eukaryota; Metazoa; Arthropoda; Insecta; Diptera; Drosophilidae. The record is from RefSeq and is a predicted model, not a curated record.